Messenger RNA from Eutrema salsugineum, 1212 nucleotides. Its product is annotated as epoxide hydrolase A. The record is from RefSeq and is a predicted model, not a curated record. Gene Ontology annotation, molecular function: hydrolase activity. The transcript is spliced from 4 exons. NCBI's taxonomy places the organism in Eukaryota, Viridiplantae, Streptophyta, Magnoliopsida, Brassicales, Brassicaceae. The coding region runs from base 61 to 1035 and encodes 324 amino acids.
AUAAAAGUCUUCUUAGUCGCUGAUUUAUCCACUGUCUCUCUCUCGCAUCUAUCAAGAAUCAUGACGAGCGAAGUGAAAGAACAGAGGGUCAAGAGCAAUGGGAUUUGGCUAAACGUGGCUGAGAAAGGAGACGAAGACGGACCUUUGGUUCUGCUACUCCAUGGCUUCCCUGAGACAUGGUUCUCGUGGCGUCACCAGAUCGAUUUCUUGUCGAGCCAUGGCUACCACGUGGUCGCUCCAGAUCUCAGAGGCUACGCUGAGUCUGAUUCUCCUCCGAGCUAUGAGUCUUACACUGUGAGCCACCUCGUCGCUGAUGUCAUCGGUUUGCUCGACCACUACGGCACUGCUCAGGCUUUUGUGGCUGGUCAUGACUGGGGAGCAAUCAUAGGUUGGUGUUUGUGCUUGUUUAGACCAGACCGAGUCAAAGGUUUCAUAAGUCUCUCUGUUCCAUAUUUUCCAAGAGAUCCAAAACUCAAACCUUCAGAGUUUUUCAAAAGCUUUGGAGAUGGGGUGUACAUCUCUCAGUUUCAGAAACCGGGGAGAGCUGAGGCUGCAUUUGCAAAGCAUGAUUGCUUAACUGUUAUGAAGAAGUUCUUGCUGGUAACGAGAACAGAUUACUUAGUGGCUCCUCCUGAUACAGAGAUCAUCGAUCAUCUUGAGAUACCAUCGACGCUUCCAGAUUGGAUAACCGAAGAAGAGAUUCAAGUGUAUGCAGACAAGUUUCAAAGAUCCGGAUUCACAGGGCCCUUGAAUUACUACAGAGCCAUGGAUAUGAACUGGGAGAUAUUGGCGCCGUGGCAAGACUCGAAAAUCGUUGUUCCAACGAAAUUUAUUGCGGGAAACAAAGAUAUAGGAAAUGAAGGACCUAAUGGAACGAUGGAGUAUGUGAAAGGAGAGAUGUUCAAGAGAAUUGUACCUAAUCUUGAGAUUACUGUUAUUGAGGAUGGUCAUCAUUUUAUCCACCAGGAGAAGUCUAAACAAGUCUCAGAGGAGAUUCUCUCUUUCUUAAACAAGUUACUGCACACAUCAGAGUAAACUCAUGCUGUUUCGUGCCCUUAUUCUAUAGUUCCAUCCAUGCAUGAUGCUAUUGCUAUCUAAAAGUAAAAACUACUAAUUGUAGUAAAUGUGUAUCUGAGAAUCAAUAUAAAACCCGAAUGUGAUCGUUAUAAACAUUAUGGUUGAUAAAUAAUAAUGUAAGAAAGAUGUACAAUA